Messenger RNA from Zea mays, 1005 nucleotides. Its product is annotated as probable metal-nicotianamine transporter YSL16. The record is from RefSeq and is a predicted model, not a curated record. The coding region runs from base 338 to 715 and encodes 125 amino acids. Lineage: Eukaryota; Viridiplantae; Streptophyta; Magnoliopsida; Poales; Poaceae. The transcript has a single exon. Gene Ontology annotation, cellular component: plasma membrane. Gene Ontology annotation, molecular function: oligopeptide transmembrane transporter activity; iron-nicotianamine transmembrane transporter activity. Gene Ontology annotation, biological process: seed development; response to iron ion.
GUUUGGUUUACUAAACUGAUUUCGUUCAUGUGGUUUUGAUUAGUAAGCCAGAAGGAAAGCCUGAAUCGCGCUGUCAAGCGGGAUGAUAACCUGCACUGCACUGCAGUCUGCAGCAAGUGGGCAGGCGAUCGCACCCACCCACCCGUGGAGUUAUUUGUGAUUAUAAUCAUUUCGUCGGGCGGCUUCGCCUCUUUGGUAUCCCGCAGCCCGUCAUCGCCAGAUUGGUAUUGCUGUCGUACACCACUCGCUGAAUUGGGUUCGUUUUCAUACUGCUGACUAAUUUACCAUUCCUUUUCCCCCUACGCGUUCAUCUACCUACGCGCUCAUCUACCGCAACAUGGCCAUCCUCGGCGUGGAGGGCUUCUCGGCGCUGCCCAGGCACUGCAUGCAGCUGUGCGCGGGGUUCUUCGCGUUCGCGGUGCUGGCGAACCUGGCGCGGGACCUGCUGCCGCGCCGGCUCGCGCGGCUCGUGCCGCUGCCCAUGGCCAUGGCCGUGCCGUUCCUCGUGGGCGCCAGCUUCGCCGUCGACAUGUGCGUGGGGAGCCUCGUGGUGUUCGCGUGGCACAGGCUCGACGGCAAGAAGGCCGCGCUGCUGGUGCCGGCCGUCGCCUCGGGGCUCAUCUGCGGCGACGGGAUCUGGACGUUCCCGUCGUCGCUGCUCGCGCUGGCCAAGGUCAAGCCGCCCAUCUGCAUGAAGUUCACGCCAGGGAGCUAGAGAGCACGGUGACGAUGCGUACAGAACAGAGGGCAUCGUUCGUCGUUUGUGGGGUGGAAUCCGUGUAGUAGAAUUACAUACCAAUCAGGCCUGUUCUAAUGUCCAUAUGAGCUUAAUGUACGGUGUAUAUAUGUAAAACGGAAAUCUGAAGGAUGACAGGAUGAAUUGCCUGUUGUCUAGUAGCACGCAUAUUAUUAUUAUAGCAGAGCAUUAAUAAAACUCUUUUAUCUUGCACAAAGUGUUACUGCAAUUCCCCAACGCUGUUCAGUAGAUCCUAGUGCGCUCAUCUC